UUGGCAACUGAAAAGCAUUAUAAUAUGGCGAUUAUUUAGCAAGUGUGCGAAACUUUUUGAAACUCAAAACCUUGUGAGACAUGUCAACGUCAAAGUCCCGCAAAAGUCAAUACCUGAACCCAGGUACAAGCCAAGUUGCAGCCAGCACCACAUCACGGAAGGGAAAUGUUGGGGCCUCAGUAAAUAAGAGCAAAUAUGGAGGGGGUGGUACCAUGUACGCCAGUGUCCGAUCACGGACAAAUAUCCUGUCAUCAGCCAGUAAAAGAAGUGUGGCUCAGAGUGACAAGGCAGUUACCAAACCACCUGUUCAGGUUUUAGAUGAAGCCGGUAAUGAUGUAACUCCUCUUCCCCUGUUACAUUCCGAUCCAUCAGCUGUGAAAAAGAACCAGAGUAACAUUCUAGCCGACAGCUCAGCUGGAACACCCACAGAUCUCAUGUCGCAAGCCUCCAUUUACAACACAGGAAAUGUCACAGCAAGUACAUUUGGAGGUGGACCCUUUACCAGGUCUGUGUUCAGUGCAUCUCAAGGAACAACUUCCGAUUCUAUGAUGGGGGAGGAUAUUACAGAGCCCUCCCAAGAUAUGUCCUCAGCAUGGGCAGAUAUUCGUCACAAGAGAGAGGAAGUGAAGGAGACAUUGACGGAUGCCGACUUGGAGAAGAUUGUUGACCUGACGCUGACAGAGACAGAGACUAUCUGGCUACUGGACAUGCCUGGGACCUCAGUGUCUACAGAGUCUGAGGAGGCAGCAGGGGUUAAAAAGAGGAACGAAGAAUACCUAGAGUUAAAGAAGACGAGAGUGGGGAAUGACAGGUAUGCCGAGAGAGGGAUGAACACAUUUAAUGAACCAGCCAAGUACAAAACAGUCCAAACAACAAAGAUUACAUGUGUAGACACAGGUGUCAUGGCAACAACUUGGGACAUGUACGACACAUUUGAACAGAGAGACCAAGAAAUCCGAGCAAAAGAGAAAGAGGAGGAAGAAGAAGGUACAAUCAGUCGACCGAGCAGUCCUAAGGAGACGGAGGAGGGUAAACCAGCCUCCAAAUCAGAUGUCGGGGAACCCACAGGGCUGCUCCGUGAAGACUCUGUAAAGCCUCUUGUGUCUGAGCGUCCCCCCACAGAGAGUCGCGCGACCAUGGCCUCCUCGGUGGCAGGAUCAGAGAGCGUAUUUGCCAGCAAAGAGACGGGAGUGUCCUCCAUCCCCACAGAUCUAUCAGCCGUGGAGGAGGAAAAAAUAUUCAAGUCAGAAAAUUUCCAGAGAGAUUUAUUUAUUAUGGAGCGGGUGGUUAAUCUGAACACAUAUCAACCCAAACAGGCCCUGUACAGGAACUUUACUAUCAUACCAGACAUGGACCGAGAAAGCACGGAGCUAGGAGACAAACAGGUCAGCAUGGUCAGUGACAUGGGGCCAAACUUUGACCGACUCUGGUCCUACUCCUGUAAACUGACCAAUGGGCGCAACAUCAGCUGUAUGUCUUGGAACAAGCUUAACCCAGAUCUGGUUGCUGUAGGAUAUGGAGAAUUUGAAUUCUCAGAUCAGAAGUCUGGCUUGAUAUGCUGCUGGUGUCUCAAAAAUCCUGAUUAUCCUGAGAGAGUGUAUGCCUGUAAGGAGGGGGUGACUGCUAUUGAUUUUUCCAAAGCCUACCCCAAUCUUCUGGCUGUUGGUAUGUAUGACGGAGGAGUCGCCAUUUACAAUGUCGCCAGCAACAAGGAUGAACCAAUCAUUGACAACUUCCACACCCCUGGUAAACACACAGCCCCGGUGUGGCACAUUAAGUGGAUCGAGAAGGAGCGGGGGUCAGGAGAGGAGACAUCGGAGGUGGUGGUCUCCAUCUCCACGGACGGACGCGUCACUCAGUGGUCCAUCAGGAAGGGAUUCGAGUGCUAUGACAUUAUGAAACUGAAGAGAAUGCCCACAAGAAUGGGAGGGAAAAAAGAGAAGAAGGGCGAGGCCUUUAUUUCCAGACAUGCGGGAGGAAUGUGCUUUGACUUCCACCCCAAAGAGCCAAACAUAUAUGUAGCAGGAACAGAAGAGGGCCAUAUCCACAAAUGUUCUUGUUCAUAUAAUGAACAGUAUCUAGAAUCUUAUUACGGACACACGGGUCCAGUUUAUAAGAUAGAGUGGUCUCCCUUUGUUAGUGAUAUCUUUAUGAGCUGCAGUGCUGAUUGGAGCAUCAGGCUGUGGCACCAGGAGAGAACUCAGCCAAUCCUUAACUUCUUCUCCUCUACUAAAUCAGUAUACGACGUAGUUUGGUCACCUAAAUCCUCAACGGUGUUUGCGUGUGUGAACGAGGGCGCAGUGGAGGUGUGGGACCUCAGUAUCAGCACGUUGGACCCAAUCAUCACCAACAACCCAACAUCAGGUGCCAAAAAGACCUCCGUCUCCUUCUCCAAGAACUCUGAUUGUAUACUGGUUGGAGACAGUAAAGGAGAAUUGACAGUGUAUCAACUUAGAAGUAUGCCAGAACCUCCAGCCAACCAGGAGGAUGCUUUGAGGAAUGUGAUCAAGGCUUCCCUGGCUAGUCAGCUACAACAGGAUCUUAAAAAGAAAGAAGAGGAGGCCAAGGAAUUGGAGCAGGAAAUUGAUGAGGACAUCUAGAGAAGAGAACAGAAUGGGUACAAUGGACCACAAAUCCAGCACCAAGAUCUGUGUCACAUGGCUUUACACAUGUAUAAAAACUAUAAGCAUACAUGUUACACUUCUUUCAUUUAAAUGAAAAAGACUCUUCUACGACCUUGAUCACAAGAAUGGGUUGUCAUUGUUUAUUUUGACAGUAUUUAUGAUGUAAUUUGAAAUACAAGACUGACUAUUGUUGGGACUCAUAUUUAAUGAAAAUUCCGUCCAAUCUUGUUUCUGAUAUUAAUGUACGAACAAAUUUUUCUUUGUAUUUCUCAUGUUAUUUUUACAAACUAUUAAAUUAAGAAUGCUA
Messenger RNA from Saccostrea cuccullata (small rock oyster), 2931 nucleotides. RefSeq names its product dynein axonemal intermediate chain 4-like. Gene Ontology annotation, biological process: cilium movement. Gene Ontology annotation, cellular component: axonemal dynein complex. The transcript has 24 exons. Lineage: Eukaryota; Metazoa; Mollusca; Bivalvia; Ostreida; Ostreidae. The record is from RefSeq and is a predicted model, not a curated record. Gene Ontology annotation, molecular function: dynein light chain binding; dynein heavy chain binding. The coding region runs from base 81 to 2600 and encodes 839 amino acids.